UUAAGGAGGCACUGGUAACUUUUAAUCAUGACUUUCGCCAUGCUGCGGCCCGUGGCGACGCACUUGAUCUACUCGGACUUCACGGUUACCAACUCCGAGGACGAAGAGAACCGCAGCGAGAGCGACGGCAGCUCGGAGCAGAGCUACUGCGGCUCCACGGAGAAACGGAGGCGCAUCUCCCGCAAGCUGGAGGGCGACUCCGCGGUGGUGAUGAAGCAGCGGAGCGCGGCCAACGCCAGGGAGAGGGGCCGGACCCAGAGCGUCAACACGGCGUUCACGGCCCUCCGGACUCUCAUUCCCACCGAGCCGGUGGACAGGAAGCUCUCCAAGAUCGAAACGCUCCGACUGGCGUCCAGCUACAUCUCCCACCUGGCCAACGUGCUUCUGAUCGGGGACGCCGGCGCAGAGGGACAGCCGUGCCUCGGAGCGGUCCAUGCGCAGGGCGAGGGCGCGGGGAAGCAGCCGCGCACCAUCUGCACCUUCUGCUUGAGCAACCAGAGGAAAGGGAUUAAAGAUGGGAAAGACUGUUUGAAAAUGCGAGGACUCGGUCCGCUGCGAGUGAGGCGCUGACCGGAUGGAUCGUUUGCAACCUGAAAACCCUCAAGACUUUCUCAGGGAAAGAGCUGAAACUGGUGCAACAAAGAGCGCUCGCUCUCACGUACCUGUACACACAUGCUGGAUUAAAAGGUGGCACCAAAGAAGAGACUAUUUAUACUUGACUGAGACCUCCGAGACUGUAAGACGUUCAAACAUGCAGUGCAUUUGUUUGAAUCUCAAUGGUCUUGUCUUUUUUUUUUUUAUUUGGAAGAUGGUUUAAAUAAAAUAUAU
Molecule: messenger RNA, 828 nt
Organism: Xiphophorus maculatus (southern platyfish)
Lineage: Eukaryota; Metazoa; Chordata; Actinopteri; Cyprinodontiformes; Poeciliidae
Gene: tcf15
Product: transcription factor 15
Exons: 2
Coding region: 28-570 (180 amino acids)
Biological process (GO): regulation of transcription by RNA polymerase II; developmental process
Molecular function (GO): DNA-binding transcription factor activity, RNA polymerase II-specific; protein dimerization activity; RNA polymerase II transcription regulatory region sequence-specific DNA binding
Source: RefSeq, a predicted model, not a curated record